UUGUUUUUGUAACAUCGAUUGUGGCCAUGCCCCUUCAGCAGAACAAGUGCUUAUUAACACUCAGUUAUAAUUAAAUUUGGAAUAUAUUUUAUCGACAUGCAAUACUCAUGUUGCUAUAAAAUCUAUAAGUUAAAGAUGCACAAUCCAAAAUUUCGCAAUUGGAGCGCUUGAAUUAAGGAAUAUGACUCUUUGGUGGAUGAUAAAUGGUCUUUUGAUCCUGUGGACAGUAUCAGUGGGCUCAAAGAAAAGCAACUAUGAAGUCCGCUUUGAGUCGAUAGAUGCCGUCAACGGCAGUACCGAAACCCUUUUCCUAUACCAGAUACGAUUGCUCGGCAGAAACCGCAUGAUAAAUGGAAGUCUUAUUUUCUUAGAAGACUUGGACGAUACGUUCGACGUCCUUUUCGAAUCCCACGCAUUCAAGAAUGGUGGUUGGGUCAAGGGAAUCGUGAACGCCGCCAUCAAGCCCUGCGAAUUUUUCACUCGCUACUACAUUUCCUAUUUCCGAAUAAUAUCGCCCGAAUCGAAUUUACCCACUACCGGUGCUGAAGUUUGUCCUUUUCGAAAGGGUACAUAUUAUGUGAAAAACGGCGUUGUUUCUACCGAAGAUUGGCCACCCAUUCUCUUCAAGGGUCUUAACAGAUACUCCAUUUCGUAUCUAAAAAAUGGCGAAAGUACUGGGGGAGUUCAGUUUACAAUUAGUAUAACAGAAACUAUCACAUAG
This is a messenger RNA of Drosophila simulans, 721 nucleotides long. RefSeq lists its product as uncharacterized. The transcript is spliced from 2 exons. NCBI's taxonomy places the organism in Eukaryota, Metazoa, Arthropoda, Insecta, Diptera, Drosophilidae. Bases 182 to 721 code for a protein of 179 amino acids. The record is from RefSeq and is a predicted model, not a curated record.